Musca domestica (house fly) is the source of this 2028-nucleotide messenger RNA. RefSeq names its product WSCD family member CG9164. Bases 846 to 1802 code for a protein of 318 amino acids. The record is from RefSeq and is a predicted model, not a curated record. NCBI's taxonomy places the organism in Eukaryota, Metazoa, Arthropoda, Insecta, Diptera, Muscidae. Gene Ontology annotation, molecular function: sulfotransferase activity. The transcript is spliced from 7 exons.
UUCCUACUUUACCCCCUGCUAAAUUAAGCCUGGCUAUUUUGCAACAACAAAAUAUCUACGGCAUUAAACAAAUGCCAACACUGUUCUGUAAUUUUUAAAAAAAUAUUCACUUUGAAUUUGUUUAUUUCUGACACAGUUAGACGUUUGCAGUGCUUCUAAAGCUUAAAGCUUCCCAAGUUUAAUUGCUUUUGCUGAAUACUCAGCUGAUACACCAAUCGUCGACGAAUUGUUACAACAAAAUCAGCUCUCAAUUUAGGUUUUUGGCACGACAUGCGCGUUAGCACCGAAUGCCAAAUUACCAAAAUAUUAUUUAUUUUAUUUGUUUUCCCAGAGUUCUUCGUCAUCAUCAUCCGCCAUCCUCGUAACCAAGUGAAUAUAACAAACCUCUGAAAAUUAGAAGAACAUAUAGAUAAAUUAAUACGUCAAGUCUUUGCAGUAUUGAAAUAUCAUUUAAAGUGUCAACGAACAACUGCCAAACCCAAUUUUUAGGUUUCCUAGGCACUCAAAAUGAUAAACAAUUGUUAAGCAGUCAACCAGCCAGCCUGGUCAUCAUCUACCUAACCAGCUAGCCAUUCAUUCAUUCAUACUUCCAAGUGAAACUAAACCACCAAAUAACCAAACACCCUUCCCACAGUAUAACGACCCCAGUGAAACUGUAUAGUGGAAAUUCAGUCAUUAUCUGAGUGCGAGUGAGGUUGCUCCGUGUGUUCCGUGUACCCAAGAAACGCCAUUCAGAAAGAAAAAGAAAACGAAAACACAAAAACCACCCGAAAAAUGAAAACAACGUGCAUCCAAACAAGCCACAUUAUCCAAUAAAAAGUGUAAAAUAAUGAAAAAGAGGCGGUAUGGCAUUACAAGGUUGGCGACUUUGCGGCGUAACGGUAACAAUUGUUAUAUACAUUGGAGGAGUCCUCUUUCUAUCCAUGAAUAAUGUUCCUGGCUCACAUCCUAGACGAAUACGUACUGAACGUUUUGCAGAGUUUCCUAAUUACCGAAAUCAAAAGCAUGGCAUUAGUCAAAAGAUGACAAUUAGAUGGUGUAAAGAACUAAGAUAUAUGCAACCAGAGCUUCCAGCAGAACCUGCAGAUGCAGCUUCCGAAUUUAAUAAUCCAAACAUUAGCGACAAUGAUGAUAAUAGUAAGACUGGAUUGACUGCGUUGGCGUCUUUUCCCGGAAGCGGCAAUACAUGGCUUAGAUAUUUACUGCAACAGUCUACAGGUAUCCUGACUGGAAGUAUUUACAAAGACUAUGGACUACUAAAGACCGGGUUUCCUGGCGAAAAUGUAUGCAACAGUUCUGUGUUAUUAGUAAAAACUCACGAAUGGGGGCCCAAAGCAUGGGCUCCCUUUUCAAAGGCUAUACUAUUAGUUAGAGAUCCUGAAAAGGCUAUAAUUGCUGAAUUCAAUCGACAAAGUGGAGGGCAUGUUGGAUUCGCUUCUCCAGACCGCUACAAAAGAACAAAAGGCAAAUACUGGCAACAAUUUGUAACGAACAAGUUACGUGGAUGGGAGCUGAUGAAUCUCAACUGGGCAAAGAAUUUUACAGGCAAUGUUAAAAUAGUUUUUUACGACGAUUUAGUCAAUAACGUUGAAUCAGUAUUAAGAAGCAUUUUAGACUUCCUCGAAUUUCCCAUAGACGAGCAUCUACUCAAGUGUGCGCUGAUGCGAAAGGAGGGGAUAUUCCGACGAAAGAAACGAAUACUAUCAUUUGAUCCGUACACACCUGCCAUGAGGGCCAACCUAGAGGAGCGUAAACAAUAUGUCUUCAAUGUGUUGGGCCGGACGACGACAACAACUAACUAGGAAUUUAAUGCAACCCCGUAGCAUGAAUGCUCACAACAUGUAUUUGAAUAUACCCGUAAAAUUUAUUCCAUCUAUGUAAAAUAUCUACUCACAUCUAAUCAACAUGCAUACACACACACAUACAAACAUUCAAAUUUACAAGUACGGAAUGAGCACAAUGUCCAAUCGUGAAAAGGACAUAACUUUACUAACGAAUGAAUAAAACUUCGAAUAUACAAUAAGGAAA